AUGGAGGGGGCCGCUGCGCCCGCGGCCGGCCCGGACUUGGGGCCGGGGGCGCCGGGCUCUCCGCCGGAGGCGGGUGCGAUCGCAGCCCCCUCGGCGGCGGGCCCGGAACCCAGGAAGCCGCACGGUGUGAAGCGGCAUCACCACAAACACAACUUGAAGCACCGCUACGAGCUGCAGGAGACCCUGGGCAAAGGCACCUACGGCAAAGUCAAGCGGGCCACCGAGAGGUUUUCGGGCCGAGUGGUGGCUAUAAAAUCCAUCCGUAAGGACAAAAUUAAGGAUGAACAAGACAUGGUUCACAUCAGACGAGAGAUUGAGAUCAUGUCAUCCCUCAACCAUCCUCAUAUCAUCAGUAUUUAUGAAGUGUUCGAGAACAAAGAUAAGAUUGUGAUCAUCAUGGAGUACGCCAGCAAAGGGGAGCUGUACGACUACAUCAGCGAGCGGCGGCGCCUCAGCGAGCGGGAGACCAGACACUUCUUCCGGCAGAUCGUCUCCGCCGUGCACUAUUGUCACAAGAAUGGUGUGGUCCACCGGGACUUGAAGCUGGAAAAUAUACUGCUCGAUGACAACUGUAAUAUUAAGAUUGCGGACUUUGGGCUUUCCAACCUGUACCAGAAGGACAAGUUCUUGCAAACGUUCUGUGGGAGCCCACUCUACGCCUCUCCUGAAAUUGUCAAUGGGAGACCUUACCGAGGGCCAGAGGUGGACAGCUGGGCCCUGGGCGUACUGCUUUACACUCUUGUUUACGGAACGAUGCCCUUUGAUGGUUUCGAUCACAAGAACCUCAUCCGGCAGAUCAGCAGUGGUGAAUAUCGGGAACCCACGCAGCCCUCAGAUGCUCGAGGCCUCAUUCGGUGGAUGCUGAUGGUGAAUCCCGACCGCCGGGCCACCAUCGAGGACAUCGCCAACCACUGGUGGGUGAACUGGGGCUACAAGAGCAGUGUCUGUGACUGUGAUGCCCUUCACAGCUCUGAGUCCCCACUCUUGGCCCGCAUUAUUGACUGGCACCACCGUUCCACGGGGCUGCAGGCUGAAGCCGAAGCCAAAAUAAAAGGCUUGGCCAAACCUGGGGCCCCUGAGGUCGUGCUGGAGCGUCAGCGGUCGCUGAAGAAGUCCAAGAAAGAGAACGACUUCCCUCAGUCUGGCCAGGACUCGGUGCCCGAGAGCCCAUCCAAGCUGAGCUCCAAGCGGCCCAAAGGGAUCCUGAAGAAGCGGAGCAACAGCGAGCAUCGCUCUCACAGCACUGGCUUCAUCGAGGGUGUCGUCAGCCCAGCCUUACCGCCCACUUUCAAGCUGGAACAGGACUUGUGCCGGACUGCCGUGCCCCUGCCAAGCCCCCCCGAGGCCGAAGUGCCAGGUAAACUCAGCCCCAAACAGUCGGUCACGAUGCCCAAGAAAGGCAUCCUGAAAAAGACCCAACAGAGAGAAUCGGGUUACUAUUCGUCCCCGGAGCGCAGCGAGUCUUCAGAGCUGCUGGACAGUAAUGAUGGGCUGGGCAGCAGCAUCCCCUCCCCCAGCCCCCCGGACCCGGCCAGGGUGCCAUCCCACAGCCUCUCCUGUCGCAGAAAGGGCAUCUUGAAGCACAGCAGCAAGUACUCAGCGGGCACCACGGACCCGGCCCUGGCCAGCCCUGAAAUGCCCACACUGGAAUCCUUGCUAGAGCCAGGCGUCCCCACCGAGGGCCUCUCCCGGAGCUACAGCCGGCCUUCCAGCGUCAUCAGCGAUGACAGCGUCCUGUCCAGCGACUCCUUCGACUUGCUCGACUUGCAGGAGAACCGCCCCACCCGCCAGCGCAUCCGCAGCUGUGUCUCUGCCGAGAAUUUCCUCCAGAUCCAGGACUUUGAGGGGCUCCAGAACCGGCCCCGGCCCCAGUACCUGAAGCGGUACCGGAACCGGCUGGCAGACAGCAGCUUCUCCCUCCUCACGGACAUGGAUGACGUCACUCAGGUCUACAAGGCGGCUCUGGAGAUCUGCAACAAGCUCAACUAG
Budorcas taxicolor (takin) is the source of this 1989-nucleotide messenger RNA. It is a transcript of the gene NUAK1, whose product is annotated as NUAK family kinase 1. The transcript has 7 exons. NCBI's taxonomy places the organism in Eukaryota, Metazoa, Chordata, Mammalia, Artiodactyla, Bovidae. The coding region runs from base 1 to 1989 and encodes 662 amino acids. Gene Ontology annotation, biological process: microtubule cytoskeleton organization; intracellular signal transduction; protein phosphorylation. Gene Ontology annotation, molecular function: tau-protein kinase activity; protein serine/threonine kinase activity; ATP binding. Gene Ontology annotation, cellular component: cytoplasm. The record is from RefSeq and is a predicted model, not a curated record.